Anopheles maculipalpis is the source of this 1212-nucleotide messenger RNA. RefSeq names its product odorant receptor 49b-like. The record is from RefSeq and is a predicted model, not a curated record. Gene Ontology annotation, molecular function: olfactory receptor activity; odorant binding. The transcript is spliced from 3 exons. NCBI's taxonomy places the organism in Eukaryota, Metazoa, Arthropoda, Insecta, Diptera, Culicidae. The coding region runs from base 1 to 1212 and encodes 403 amino acids. Gene Ontology annotation, cellular component: plasma membrane. Gene Ontology annotation, biological process: sensory perception of smell; detection of chemical stimulus involved in sensory perception of smell.
AUGUUUAUGCACGUCGUUAAGAUCUUACCAGAUUGUUGCUGCAUAAGACGGUUCGACUCUACCAUGAAGAAAGUCAGCACGAGUGAAGCGAACUUUGAACGGCUAUUUGCACUGAUUGCGAGGCACAUGGAGGUGUUAAAGUUGAACAUUUUUAAACCGGAUUGGCGUUUGUCCCUGCGAACUAUCGUAGUAUUGGCGGCGAUUGGUUUUAUGCCAAUUUUGACAGCCUUUUCGGUCAGCAAGUACGGUGAACAUUUGGAGAUUGUGGUCGAGUGCAUUACGCAGGCUUGCACCGGUAUGCAGGUGUUCAUUCGAUCGUACUUCUACCUUCGCCAGCGGGACCAGUGUAGACAAAUCGCAAAGGAGAUUCGUGAACAGCGAAUCUCGUACGGCGCCAACCAGGACGAUCGGAUGGAGCAGUUGUUCCAGCGUGCAACGGAACGGAUGCUGUUCCUGUAUCGGCUGAUGUACGCGAUGUACUGUGGAUCCUUUUUCUUUCUACUGGGACCUUUGAUAAUGCCCGAUCCACGCAAGGCAAGCCUUCCGUUGGCGUUUCGCAUACCAUACCUGCCACCGAAUGAGAAUCUUCUGUACUGGUGCUUAAACUAUCUGCAUCACAUCUUGCUCAAUGUAGUUGGCAUCCAUCAUUUGGCUCCAAUCGAUGGAGUUAUCGUAGUGGCAUUGAUCAGCAUGUGUACAAGGAUCGGUGCUCUGGAGCUGAUGCUGAAGGAGCUGGAUGAGAAAAUUGUGGACUCAAAAUGGCAACAAACGAAACACCUUGAACCGUACCUGGACCGGAUCAUCGAGCUGCACACUGACAUGAAACGGUUUGCGGAUCUCGUAAAAAGUACGUUUGAAAUGCACUUCUUCACGAUAUUUGGCAUGAUCUGUUUCAUCAUCUGCAUGUGCUUGAAUGUGAUCGCUGGACAGCCGAGGAACUCAAUCUAUCCGUUGCUGUUGGCUUCUGUCUGUCAGCUGUUUAUGGUCUGUCUGUUUGGUAACGUACUGCUCAUUGUUAACGAUCGCUUGCCGAACAGCAUUUACGAGAUACGGUGGUAUCGACUAACCGUUGCUCAGCAGAAGAAGAUACUGUUCUUGCUCGCUAAUGCUCAAACAGACGUCAUGAUGAGUGCUGUAUUUAUGCCGGUGAACAUGACUUCAUUUGUUGCGGUUUGCCGAGCUGCUUACUCGUACUUCACCAUACUUCAUUGA